This is a messenger RNA of Xenopus laevis (African clawed frog), 4413 nucleotides long. RefSeq names its product oocyte zinc finger protein XlCOF7.1-like. The transcript is spliced from 6 exons. The record is from RefSeq and is a predicted model, not a curated record. Lineage: Eukaryota; Metazoa; Chordata; Amphibia; Anura; Pipidae. The coding region runs from base 21 to 4319 and encodes 1432 amino acids.
ACAAGAAGAUCCUGGAACUCAUGUCCAACAUCAUCCAGCUGCUGACUGGAGAGGUUGCCAUAAGGACUCAUCAUGUUUCCAUCUAUUUUUCCUUGGACGAGUGGGACUAUAUAAAAGGAAACAAGGACCUUUAUGAGGAUGGGGAGAAGGAGGAGCCUCAGCAGCUCCGCCCACUGGACUGUGAAUAUGAAGAUACGAGAGAUAUUACAGCUGAUCUGGGACGAACAUUAUGUUAUAAUAAUGAGACAAGCAAGAUUGGGGCUGAAGGAGCAGUUUUUUGUGCCAACAGAAAUCCCACAAACCCUGAAAUUUGUCCAGUGGAACAGCCCCCACCAGCCAAUGGGAUUAAAGAGGAAGUGGUUGCAUGUGAUGAGGGAAACCAAUCAGAUUGCAGCAUUAAUCCACUUAUAGAACAGAUAAAGGGAACAGAUACACUUACUCCUAUCAUGGAGAUGAAUAACUCUUCUGAGUGCCAUAAAGAUUUUACUACUGAAGCCGGUCUUCUCCAGCAUCAGGAAACUCACAACAAAGUAAAUCCAUUUGUCUGUUCUGUGUGUGAGAAACAUUUUGUGUGUCAUUCAGACUUUAUUGUACAUCAGAGAAGUCACACACAAAAGAAACCAUUUUCCUGCUCUGAAUGUGGCAAAUGUUUCACCUGUCGCACAGGCCUUAAGACACAUCUCAGAAUUCACACAGCAAAGAAACCAUUGACUUCCACUUUAACUCAGUGUCAGAAAUGUUUUGCACAUCACUCUGAUAUCGCUAGACACCACUGCCUUCAGAAAGGAGAAAAGCCAUUCACUUGUACUGAAUGUGGCAAAUGUUUUACCUAUAGCCGAGACCUUACCAUUCAUUCCAGGAUUCACACAGGAGAGAAACCAUUCACUUGUACUGAAUGUGGAAAAGGUUUCACCCGUAUGUCACAGCUUACCAGCCAUCUCAGAAGUCACACAGGAGGGAAACCAUUCACUUGUACUGUAUGUGGGAAAUGUUUCACCUGUAUGUCACAGCUUACCAGACAUCUCAGAAGUCACACAGGAGAGAAACCAUUCACUUGUACUGUAUGUGGGAAAGGUUUUUCCCAUAACCAUGACCUUACUAUUCAUCUGAGAAUUCACACAGGAGAGAAACCAUACAUGUGCCCUGAAUGUGGGAAAGGUUUUACCCGUAUGUCAUUGCUUACCAGACAUCUCAGAAUUCACACAGGAGACAAACUACUCACUUGUACUGUAUGUGGGAAAGGUUUUACCAACAGCCACGACCUUACUGUUCAUCUGAGAAGUCACACAGGAGAGAAACCAUACAUUUGCCCUGAAUGUGGGAAACGUUUCACCUGUAUAUCACUGCUUACUAGACAUUUCAGAAUUCAUACAGGAGAGAAGCCAUUCACUUGUAAUGUAUGUGGGAAAUGUUUUUCCCAUAACCACGACCUUACUGUUCAUCAGAGAGUUCACACAGGAGAGAAACCAUAUAUUUGCCCUGAAUGUGGGAAACGUUUCACCCAUAGGUCACAGCUUACCAGACAUCUCAGAAUUCACACAGGAGAGAAAACAUUCACUUGUACUGUAUGUGGCAAAUGUUUCAGGGAUCGUGCCUGCCUAAAUUCCCACAAAAAUAUUCAUACAGGAGAGAAAACAUUUUCCUGUUCUGAAUGUGGAAAAAGUUUUCCUCAUCGCAAAGACUUUAUAAGACAUCUCAGAAUUCACACAGGAGAGAAACCAUUCACUUGCCCUGAAUGUGGGAAAUCUUUCACCUGCAUAUCACAGCUUACCAGACAUUUGAGAAUACACACAGGAGAGAAACCAUUCACUUGCACUGAAUGUGGGAAAGGUUUUACCCAUAGCCACGACCUUACCAUUCAUCUGAGAGUUCACACAGGAGAGAAACCAUACAUUUGCCCUGAAUGUGGAAAAUGUUUCACCUCUGUGUCACUGCUUACCAGACAUCGCAGAAUUCACACAGGAGAGAAACCAUUCAAUUGUUCUGUAUGUGGGAAAGGUUUUAUGUAUCGUUACCAGCUCACUGCUCAUUCCCAGUUACACACAGGAGAGAAACCAGUAACUGUACCUAUAGACAAGAAGAUCCUGGAACUCAUGUCCAACAUCAUCCAGCUGCUGACUGGAGAGGUUGCCAUAAGGACUCAUCAUGUUUCCAUCUAUUUUUCCUUGGACGAGUGGGACUAUAUAAAAGGAAACAAGGACAUUUAUGAGGAUGGGGAGAAGGAGGAGCCUCAGCAGCUCCACCCACUGGACUGUGAAUAUGAAGAUAAGAGAGAUAUUACAGCUGAUCUGGGAGGAACAUUAUUUUAUAAUAAUGAGCCAAACAAGAUUGGGGCUGAAGGAGCAGAAUUUUGUGCCAAUGGAAGUCCCACAAACCCUGACAUUUAUCCAGUGGAACAACCCCCACCAGCCAAUGGGAUUAAAGAGGAAGUGGUUGCAUGUGAAGAGGGAAACCAAUCAGAUUGCAGCAUUAAUCCACUUACAGAACAGAUAAAGGGAACAGAUACACUUACUCCUAUCAUGGAGAUGAAUAACUCUUCUGAGUGCCAUAAAGAUUUUACUACUGAAGCCGGUCUUCUCCAGCAUCAGGAAACUCACAACAAAGUAAAUCCAUUUGUCUGUUCUGUGUGUGAGAAACAUUUUGUGUGUCAUUCAGACCUUAUUGUACAUCAGAGAAGUCACACACAAAAGAAACCAUUUUCCUGCUCUGAAUGUGGCAAAUGUUUCACCCGUCGCACAGGCCUUAAGACACAUCUCAGAAUUCACACAGCAAAGAAACCAUUGACUUCAACUUUAACUCAAUGUCAGAAAUGUUUUGCACAUCACUCUGAUAUCGCUAGACACCACUGCCUUCAGAAAGGAGAAAAGCCAUUCACUUGUACUGAAUGUGGCAAAUGUUUUACCUAUAGCCGAGACCUUACCAUUCAUUCCAGGAUUCACACAGGAGAGAAACCAUUCACUUGUACUGAAUGUGGGAAAGGUUUUACCUGUAAGUCACAGCUUUCCAGCCAUCUCAGAAGUCACACGGGAGAGAAACCAUUCACUUGUACUGUAUGUGGGAAAGGUUUUACCCAUAGCCAUAACCUUACUAUUCAUCUGAGAAUUCACACAGGAGAGAAACCAUUCAUUUGCCCUGAAUGUGGGAAAUGUUUCACCCGUAUGUCACAGCUUAACAGACAUCUCAGAAUUCACACAGGAGACAAACUACUCACUUGUACUGUAUGUGGGAAAGAUUUUACCCAUAGCAAUGACCUUACUGUUCAUCUGAGAAGUCACACAGGAGAGAAACCAUACAUUUGCCUUGAAUGUGGGAAACAUUUCACCUGUAUAUCACAGCUUAAUAGACAUUUUAGAAUUCAUACAGGAGAGAAACCAUUCACUUGUAAUGUAUGUGGGAAAUGUUUUUCCCAUAACCAAGACCUUACUAUUCAUCUGAGGGUUCACACAGGAGAGAAACCAUACAUUUGCCCUGAAUGUGGGAAACGUUUCACCCGUAUGUCAUUGCUUACCAGACAUCUCAGAAUUCACACAGGAGAGAAACCAUUCACUUGUACUGAAUGUGGCAUAUGUUUCAGGGAUCGUGCAAGCCUAAAUUCCCAUAAACAUUUUCAUACAGGAGAGAAACCAUUUUCCUGUUCUGAAUGUGGAAAAAGUUUUACUCAUCACAAAGACCUUAUUAGACAUCUCAGAAUUCACACAGAAGAGAAACCAUUUGCUUGCCCUGAAUGUGGGAAAUGUUUUACCCAUAGCCAAGACCUUACCUUUCAUUCCAGAAUUCACACAGGAAAUAAAUCAUUCACUUGUCCUGAAUGUGGGAAAUCUUUCACCUGUAUAUCAGAGCUUACCAGACAUCUCAGAAUACACACAGGAGAGAAACCAUUCACUUGUACUGAAUGUGGGAAAGGUUUUACCCAUAGCCACGACCUUACUGUUCAUCUGAGAAUUCACACAGGAGAGAAACCAUACAUUUGCCCUGAAUGUGGGAAAACGUUCACCUGUAUAUCACAGCUUACCAGACAUCGCAGAAUUCACACAGGAGAGAAACCAUUCACUUGUUCUGAGUGUAGCAAAUGUUUUACGUAUCGUUACCAGCUUACUGCACAUUCCCAGUUACACACAGGAGAGAAACCAUACAUUUGCCCUGAAUGUGGGAAAUCUUGCACCUGUAUAUCACAGCUUACCAGACAUCUCAGAAUUCACACAGGAGAGAAACCAUUCACUUGUUCUGAAUGUGGCAAAUGUUUUAUGUAUCGUUACCAGCUCACUGCACAUUCCCAGUCACACACAGGAGAGAAACCAGUAACUGUACCUAUACAAUGAUGAGUGAAUAACAUACAGUUGAUGAUGCUACCAAAUUAUAAUUUCAUUUGUAUAAAAGUUGAUUACAUUUAAUAAAAUUGUAAUACCUUUGCCU